This is a messenger RNA of Photinus pyralis (common eastern firefly), 904 nucleotides long. RefSeq names its product actin-related protein 2/3 complex subunit 3 (gene Arpc3A). The record is from RefSeq and is a predicted model, not a curated record. Gene Ontology annotation, molecular function: actin filament binding. The transcript has 3 exons. Lineage: Eukaryota; Metazoa; Arthropoda; Insecta; Coleoptera; Lampyridae. Gene Ontology annotation, biological process: regulation of actin filament polymerization; Arp2/3 complex-mediated actin nucleation. Bases 280 to 813 code for a protein of 177 amino acids. Gene Ontology annotation, cellular component: Arp2/3 protein complex; cytoskeleton.
UCGCCGCCAUUUCGAUCCGGAAAAAUUAGGAGCCUGUUUGCCAGCUUUUUGUUUUGAUUUGCCACUUCAAAUUUCUCGUUAAAAUCCACCUCCAAGAAAAUCACCACCACAGGUACAAGAGCCGUUACAAAUUGUGGCUCCGCAUCCGGCUUGCCUUCGUUAACCAAACUUCUGUCGAUCAUUUAACCUUAUUAUUGUUAUUUGUUAGAAGAAACUGAUUCCACCGGGUUUUCCCAAAGGGCGUUGAAAUAAAAGAGGGAAAAUCGAAGAUUAGUAGAAAUGCCGGCCUACCAUUCGAACUUCAUGGAACCGCAGCAGGUCGUCGGCAAUACCGCGAUACUACCCUUCAGAACGCAGUGUCGCGGUCCCGCGCCCAUCCAGCAAUCGCAGGAGAUGGACAUUAUCGACGAGGCGCUCUACUACUUCAAGGCGAACGUCUUCUUCCGCACCUACGAGAUCAAAUCGGAAGCGGACCGUCUCCUCAUCUACAUCACCCUGUACGUGACCGAAUGUCUAAAGAAGCUGCAGAGGUGCCCCAGCAAGGGACAGGCGCAGAACGAGAUGUACACGCUGGCGAUCUCCCGCUUUGACAUUCCAGGCGACGCGGGUUUUCCGUUGAAUUCGGUGUACGGUAAACCGGCGACCCAGCAGGAUGCAGAUUUCCUACGCGGAUACCUGACCCAGUUGAGGCAAGAGGUUGGCAUUAGGGUUGCCGAAAAGGUUUACGGCGACGACGGCAAGCCGAGCAAGUGGUGGUUGUGCUUCGCGAAGAAGAAGUUCAUGGACAAGUCUCUGAGUGGGCCGGGCCAGUGAAAUUGUUUAAAAAUAUUUUAUUUCUAUGUGGAAUGAGUGUUGCGUAACAUUUAUGUAUGGCUGUUCUAUAAAUGUAACUUUUAAGUAAGAA